Molecule: messenger RNA, 1108 nt
Organism: Paramecium pentaurelia
Lineage: Eukaryota; Ciliophora; Oligohymenophorea; Peniculida; Parameciidae
Source: the annotation of a GenBank genome assembly
UAUGUUAAGUAUGAAUGUAUUCCUAUUUAAGCAUAAAACUAUUAUGAUUUGAGAGGAGCAGACAAAAUGGGCAAUAACAAUAGAUAGUUAGAGAGAUAUGAGAAAUUAGAAAAGAUUGGAGAAGGUAACUAUUAAUUUUAAUUGUGUUUAGGAACAUAUGGAGUUGUUUACAAAGCACGUGAUUCAGUGACCAAAGAAUUGGUAGCAUUGAAGAAAAUCAAAUUGGAAAAUGAAGAUGAAGGAGUCCCUUCAACAGCAAUGAGAGAGAUUUCAAUUUUAAAAGAACUCUAACCUCAUCCAAACAUAGUGGGUCUUAAAGAAGUCAUUUACCAACCCAAUGAGAAGAAACUCUAUUUAGUAUUUGAGUAUGUUGAGAUGGAUUUCAAAAAAUUCCUUGAUUAGAACAAACACAACUUAACAUUAAGCCAAAUCAAAGUAUUUAUCAAAUCAAUUAUAGCAUUUUACAUUCUAAAUAUUAAAUGGUCUCAAUUAUUGUCAUUCUAGACGUAUAAUACACAGAGAUCUCAAACCUUAAAAUAUCUUAAUUGAUAAAUCAACUGGAAUCAUAAAAUUGGCGGAUUUCGGAUUGGCCAGAGCUUUUGGAGUGCCUAUAAAAACUUUAACACAUGAAGUGGAAACUCUAUGGUAUCGUGCACCAGAAAUAUUAUUAUCUUAAAAAUAAUACUCAUUAGGAGUUGAUAUUUGGUCUGUUGGAUGUAUUCUUACCGAAAUGGUUGAAAAACAUGGGUUAUUUUGUGGAGAUAGUGAAAUUGAUUAAAUCUUUAAGAUAUUUCAAUAUCAUGGAACACCUACAGUAUAAGAUUGGCCAAACAUAGCAGAUCUUCCAGAUUUCAAGCCUACAUUCCCAAGAUUCAGACCUACUCCUCCAGAAUAAUUUUUCAAAAAUUUUGAAAAAGUAUAUAAAUAAAUUAAUAAUAUUAGAAUGGAUUAGAUCUAGUUACUAAAAUGAUUGCUCUUGAUCCAGCUAAGAGAAUAUAUGUGAAAGAAGCUAUGAAACAUCCAUUUUUUGAUGACUUAAACAAGGAAGAUUUAAUUAAAUACUUUCCUCCUGGCCAAUAAAAUUUAGCAAUGUAAUACGGAAAAUGAA